Messenger RNA from Pyrgilauda ruficollis (rufous-necked snowfinch), 1531 nucleotides. RefSeq names its product BRISC and BRCA1 A complex member 1 (gene BABAM1). Gene Ontology annotation, cellular component: BRCA1-A complex; nuclear body; BRISC complex. The coding region runs from base 138 to 1232 and encodes 364 amino acids. Lineage: Eukaryota; Metazoa; Chordata; Aves; Passeriformes; Passeridae. The transcript has 8 exons. The record is from RefSeq and is a predicted model, not a curated record. Gene Ontology annotation, biological process: double-strand break repair; mitotic G2 DNA damage checkpoint signaling; protein K63-linked deubiquitination.
GAGGCGUGAGGAGGUGUUCGGGGCUCCCCUGGGUGGUGGCAGCUGGGCACCCAAAGGAACUACAACUCCCAGCAGCCCUCGCGCGGCGCCAUUUCCGGCGGGGCCAGAGCGGCGGCGGGCGCCCCCCCAGUUUCAGGAUGGACCCGUCGGAGCCGGGCAGCGCUGCCGAGGACGAGGAGGAGAAGCUUCCAGAAGUUCGGCCUCGCACCCGCUCGAACCCCGAGGGCGCCGAGGACCGAGCCCCGAGCGGCCUGGGCAGCGUGGGCACCCGGGGGGACACCGUGGGCACCCGGGGGGACACCGUGGGCACCCGCGGGGACACCGUGGGCACCCGGGGAGAGGCCGUGGGCACCCGGAGCGAGGGCAACCGGGCAGAGGCCGUGGGCAACCGGAGCGAGGGCGAGGGCGAGGCGGCCAGCGCCGGGCACAGCCCCCCCGGGCAGCCUGGCACGGCCUGGCACGGCCCCGGCGGUGCCCAGCACGGCGAGGUGACCGUGAGAACGCCCCGGGUGAACUGCCCCGAGAAGGUGAUCAUCUGCCUGGACCUGGCUGAGGAGAUGGCAGUGCCCAAACUGGAGUCCUUCAACGGGUGCCGCAGCAAUGCCCUGACGGUGGCACAGAAGAUGAUCGAGAUGUUCGUCAGGACCAAACACAAAAUCGACAAAAGCCACGAGUUCGCCCUGGUGGUGGUGAACAACGAUGCCACCUGGCUCUCGGGGUUCACGUCGGAUCCCCGCGAGGUUUGCAGCUGCCUCUACGACCUGGACACCGUCGUGUGCCAGUCCUUCAAUCUGGACGGGCUCUUCAACCUCAUCCAGCAGAAGGUGGAGCUGCCGGUGACCGACAACGUCCAGACCAUCCCGCCGCCCUUCGUGGUCAGAACCAUCCUGGUGUUCGGGCGCCCGCGCUGCCAGCCGCACUUCUGCGGGGGCGAGCACGUCAAGGUCUGUGCCACCCACACCCCCUGUGCCACCCUGUCUCAGGAUAAGCCAGCUUCGAGCCCGUUGUGUCCCCGUUGUGUCCCUCCCCAGGACAUGUUCGGGUUUUUCGGCAGCCUGGACACCAAAGGCACCAACUACAAGUACGAGGUGGCCCUGGCGGGGCCGGCGCUGGAGCUGCACAACUGCAUGGCCAAGCUGCUGGCGCAUCCCCUGCAGCGGCCCUGCCAGAGCCACGCGCACUACGCGCUGCUGGACGGGGGGGACAGCCCCGAGGGGGACGCCACCGCCUGAGGGGACAGCCCCCCGGGGAGGGGACAGCCCCCGGGGGAGGCCACCAGCUCAGGGGACAACCCCCGGGGGAGGCCACCCCUUGAGGGGACAGACCCCAGAGAGGGGACAGCCCUGAGGGCAAGGCCACCCUUUGAGGGGACAGCCCCCUGAGAGAGGCCACCGGCUCAGGGGACAGACCCCAGAGAGGGGACAGCCCCCGGGGGAGGCCACCCUCUGAGGGGACAGCCCCCGGGGGAGGCCACCCUUUGAGGGGACAGCCCUGACAGCAAGGCCACCCUCUGAGGGGACAGCCCCCGGGG